This is a messenger RNA of Fusarium falciforme, 1212 nucleotides long. RefSeq lists its product as uncharacterized. Gene Ontology annotation, biological process: ubiquinone biosynthetic process. NCBI's taxonomy places the organism in Eukaryota, Fungi, Ascomycota, Sordariomycetes, Hypocreales, Nectriaceae. The transcript has a single exon. The coding region runs from base 1 to 1212 and encodes 403 amino acids. Gene Ontology annotation, cellular component: mitochondrial inner membrane. Gene Ontology annotation, molecular function: 4-hydroxybenzoate polyprenyltransferase activity. The record is from RefSeq and is a predicted model, not a curated record.
AUGAGAUUGAGUACACUCCCCCGGGCUUCCGCCUGGGCUCAAUGCCAGGGCAUUUCAAGGCGGACUACCAAGAUUCCGAGACAAUUGGGUUCUCGGCCAUCUCUAGCCCAAGUAUCCAAGGUUUUGAGUCAGCCAUGGCACAACAGCCAGCGAGCUGUUGAGUUCCACGAAGCGAAGCAGAGACCCUUACCUUUGGUAGCGGAUGGUGCGGCAUCACCACCUCCAACACCAGCCCCAUACAGGCCACCCGAGAAUGGAAUUCUUUCCAAACUUCCAGCCUCAUGGGUUCCCUAUGCUGAACUCAUACGCCUUGACAAGCCUGCCGGAACCUACUAUCUCUUCUUCCCAUGCCUGUUCUCUACACUCAUGGCCGCUCCAAUGAUGGCGCCCAUGGCAACACCAGGAUCUGUCAUCGGCACCUCACUCCUUUUCUUCUCAGGAGCUCUCAUCAUGCGAGGAGCAGGAUGUACCAUCAAUGACCUCUGGGACCGAAACCUCGAUCCUCAUGUUGCACGGACUCGACUUCGACCAAUCGCCCGCGGUGCGAUCACUCCGUUCAAAGGGCUUGUCUAUACCGGAGUCCAGCUUUUUGCAGGCCUAGGGAUUUUGCUUCAAUUCCCUCUCCCCUGUCUAUUCUACGGCGUCCCCAGCUUGCUCUUGGUUGCGAGUUACCCCCUGGCCAAGAGAGUGACAUACUACCCCCAGGCUGUUCUCGGACUAACCUUCUCAUGGGGCGCCAUCAUGGGUUUCCCAGCCCUUGGAAUUGACCUGUUGUCAAACACCCCCGCAUUGACUGCCGCCGCCUGCCUCUACGCCUCGAACAUUGCAUGGACGGUGCUGUACGACAUGAUUUAUGCUCACAUGGACAUCAAGGAUGAUGUCAAGGCAGGAAUCAAGAGCAUUGCCUUGAAGCACGACGCUGAGACCAAGCAAGUGUUGACGGGCUUGGCGGCCACGCAGAUUUCUCUGCUCGCCGCGGCUGGUUUUGCAGCUGGUGCUGGACCAGCAUUCUUCAUUGGAAGCUGUGGAGGAGCAAUGGUCACACUUGGCGUCAUGAUCAAGCGAGUCAACCUCAAGAGUGUCAAGGAUUGCUGGUGGUGGUUCAUCAAUGGGUGCUGGAUCACAGGAGGCGUGAUAAGUCUCGGCUUGGCUGCAGACUACGCAGUCAGGUACGUCCAAGAGCCUGAAGACAAUACCAAGACGGAGCAGUGA